AUGGGAUUAUUGUAUCGUCGUUGCAACUCAAAUAGGACGUAUUCCAAUGAUUCAAUUAUUAAAUCAUGUUUCACAGUUUCAGGACCACUUGAUAAUCAAAACCUAGGUUUAUCACCAUUCUAUGAAAUCGGUACAUUAAUUAUUGUAUCAACAACAACAACAACAGCAACAACCACAGCAACAACUACAGCACAACUACAGCAACAACUACAACAUAACAACUACAGCAACAUCAACACAACCAGAUAA
This is a messenger RNA of Dictyostelium discoideum AX4, 249 nucleotides long. RefSeq lists its product as hypothetical. The transcript has 3 exons. The record is from RefSeq and is a predicted model, not a curated record. Bases 1 to 249 code for a protein of 82 amino acids. NCBI's taxonomy places the organism in Eukaryota, Evosea, Eumycetozoa, Dictyosteliales, Dictyosteliaceae.